Molecule: messenger RNA, 1809 nt
Organism: Daphnia carinata
Lineage: Eukaryota; Metazoa; Arthropoda; Branchiopoda; Diplostraca; Daphniidae
Product: zinc metalloproteinase nas-4-like
Exons: 15
Coding region: 82-1452 (456 amino acids)
Biological process (GO): proteolysis
Molecular function (GO): zinc ion binding; metalloendopeptidase activity
Source: RefSeq, a predicted model, not a curated record
GAGCCUUAUUUUUAGCAUUUUUUUUUCUCUUACUAACUUAGUCAACUGUUGACAAUAAAAAGUGUAACAAGUCCCAUUGUCAUGAUGCGGUUCAUCACUUCUUCGUUCGCUGCUUUGCUUCUGUCCAGUCUGGUGGCACGAAGCGCUGCCGAUUCUGAUCCAACCACCUUCCGCGAACCGGACACUCCUAUGAAUGACGACCCAGAUCUUAGUAAUAUUCCGCUGGGCAACGCGGAUUCGCAAAGUGAAAUGCCUGGCGAGCCUCUAAAUCCAACGGAUUUCCAAAACGCCAUGAAAGUCUCUAUGGAUCCACCACCACGCGACAAGUUGGGCGGCGAUCCGAUCGAAAUUGCUGGCCUGUUUGAAGGGGAUAUUGCAGGUGUUGCAAGCGGAGACAUGGCCGUCGGAAAGUCGUUUAAACCAGGCAAAUCCCGCAUUAAAGCAACGGGUAAAAACGCUAUUGUUGACAUGAACCUACGUUGGCCGUCGAGCACCAUUCCUUACGUCAUAUCAGCUUCUUUCGUAUUGAACGACCGGAGCGUGAUCGCCAGGGCUAUGCUUGAGUACCACAAUAAAACCUGCAUUCGCUUCGUGCCGCGCACCAACCAACGAGACUACAUUCAUAUCAUGCCUGGAUCGGGAUGCAGCAGCAAUGUCGGCCGGACCGGAGGCGCCCAGCCUGUUUCCCUGGGCAGUGGUUGUGUCUACGUUGGGAUCGUCAUUCACGAACUGAUGCACGCAGCGGGCUUUUGGCACGAGCAGAGCAGAGCCGAUCGCGACAACUUCAUUACCAUCCAAUGGGACAAUAUUAUUGACGGGAUGGCGUAUAACUUUCAAAAGUAUAAUCUGGACCGUAUCCAGUACCUCGGAGCACCAUACGACACAAGUUCCGUAAUGCACUAUGAUGCCUUUGCCUUUGCCAAGAAUCGUCAACGUCCCACUAUCGUGACUAAAAAACAAGGCACCGAGCUGGGUCAGCGGAGAGGUUUCAGUGAUGUGGAUGUCCAAAAAUUGAAUAAACUGUACGAAUGCGGAAAGAUGGGCCCUGCAUCAACGGUCUCCACCACAAUGGCUCCUCUUGUUUCCACUGAAUUACCAGGCAAAUGCGAGGACAGUCACAAAUACUGCAAGAUCUGGUCGGAAACCGGCGAAUGUGCCAAAAACAAAGCCUGGAUGAGCGUCAGCUGUCGCAAAUCGUGCAAAAUGUGCGGAGUGGACUGUGACAACUUCAACGUCUACUGCGAUCAAUGGGCAAAGACCAACGAAUGCGACAAGAAUAUUGAGUACAUGAAGCUUUACUGUCCAAAAGCUUGCGGCUUCUGCGGAACAGCUUCCAGCGCGGCGUGCAACGACGAGAAUCGAUACUGCAGCGCUUGGGCGGAACGCGGACAGUGCAAAGCCAAUGCCGAAUACAUGAAACUAAACUGCAAAAAAUCGUGUGGGUUAUGCUAAUUUUUUUCCAAUUGCUUGCCGCGUGUGUUAUGGAUAUGCAUAUAAUUGAUUUGGUGAAGGGGAUAUUUCUGGUGGGAUUAAUACUUCGUUCAAUCUGUUCACGUUUCCCCGUUUAUCGUGUCAUCUGGUCCAAAUUAGUGCGUUUCAAUCAUUCUCGUCGACUUAGACGAUGAAAUGUCCAGCACUGUAUUGGUAUCAGCUCAUGUGGGACUCGUGAUUUUGCCGAUAGCAAUUACUUUGGGAAUUAGUCAGACGCUUGAAGUUUAUAGAGCCUACUUGAAAGACGGGGCCUGCUGGUCAGUCGUCAAAGUAACUUUUGACCUUUCUUUGCUAAAUCAUUUUCGUGGGUUGUGCGGU